AUGGCCGCCGCCGACAUUCCCACCCUCCGCUGGGGCAUCGUAGCCACGGGCCUCAUCUCCUCGUGGUUCGCCGCCGACAUCAUCCGCGAGGACCGCCCCAACCCCGCGCCCGCCACGUCAUCCAGGCCGUCGGCUCCUCGUCGCGCGAAAGGGCCAGGCCUUUGUCGCCAAGCACAUCCCCCAGGCAUCGCCCACCGUCUACGGCAGCUACGAGGAGGUCUACGCGGACCCGGACGUGGACGUCGUCUACAUCGGCACCCGCACGCGUUCCACAAGCAAAACUGCCUCGACGCCAUCGCCCACGGCAAGAAUGUGCUGUGCGAAAAGGCCUUUGCCCUCAACGCCGCCGAGGCCAGGGUGGUGCUGGACGCCGCCAAGGCCAAGGGCGUCUUCGUCAUGGAGGCCAUGUGGACCCGCUUCUACCCCCUCGUCAAGGAGCUGCAGAAGCUGGUGCACGAGGACAAGAUCCUCGGCGACGUGCACCGCGCCGUGUGCGACUUUGCCCUCGCGCAGAAUAUCGCCUCCCUGCCCGCCGACUCGCGCCUCAAGAACCCGGCUCUCGGUGCCGGUACGCUGCUGGACAUUGGCAUCUACUGCUUGACGUGGGGUCUUCUCGCGCUGGACAGCGGCAUCGGCGACGGCGCUGAGAGGCCGCAGGUUUCGGCGCAGCAGCACUUGGUCGACGGGGUAGACCUUCCUGCGGGGGCCUCGGAGUUCUGCCGCAUCGAGGGCACAAAGGGCACGCUGGUGGUCGAGGGCAUCGCGGCGUCCGCCCCGAACUCGUUCACGGUGAAUUUGGAGGGGCAGGAGCCCAAGACGUACGAGUUCGAGAAACCUGGGUUCGGCUUUUACUUUGAGGCCGACGCCGUGGCGCUGGAUAUCGCGGCCGGGCGCAAGGAGAACGCGACGAUGCCUUGGGCGGAGACGAUUCGCGUGAUGGAAAUUCUGGAUGAGAACCGCGCGAAUGUACCACCGCCGUCGCGCCGUAGCAGCAUGCCAGCCGUGCAGGGCACGCAAAACAAAAUGCGACAACGUGCGGCCGGUGUGCGGGUUUUGCACCAGGACCGGGGCAGAGUGCACCCGCAGUCGGCACCACACGCCCGGGCCCGCGGAGCCGACUCGUGGCUCAAACACCCACCAAUUUUCUCCGGCCCCUCCCUCCGGUGGCAGAGCGAUAGAGUCGCCCCCGGAGAGCUCGCGAUAGAAAAAGACCUUUUCGAAGUUGCGGGGUAUCCGGCCACGCUCAUCAACUCGGAAGCGAUACUGCACUGGCCCAUCUUCGAAGCCUAUCUUGCCCCCACCCCCGAUCCUUCAUCCUCGACUCGGAGAACGGGGAGGCGGAUCACCCGGCUUUGCCGGCAGUUCCUCGCGUACGUGCACAUCAAGAAUCCGGUGCUGGACGUUGCGGAAUUCAAAUGCUACGUCAGGGAGGCGACGGAGAACGGCAUAGGUUGGGAUGGCCCGUCGUGCCUGGUCCUUAUCGCAUGUUCAUUGGGCUGCCUCGGGUCCAGCGACAGCUUUGCCGAAGGCCCCGCGGGCCCAAGCACGCCAAAAGAUGACCAGGAAAUCGACGCCGCCAUGGCAUACUACCGGGCCGCGAAGAAGCGCCUCGGCAUGAUUGAGUCUCCGCUCCUGUCCAUCCAAUGCCAGUUUUUCUGCGGGGUGCUCGAGAUGUUUCUCCUGCGCCCGGUCAAGGCGUGGUCGUAUUUCCACCAAGCUUGCGUCCUGUUUCGGAACUACGUCUGGAUUCGGCGAGCGAGGGACGCCGGGGUCGCGGAGCCGAGGCCGCGGGAGAUACAGCGCCUCGAGCAAAGACUCUACUGGUCUUGCAUGAAGUCCGAAUGCGAGAUACGAUGCGAGAUACCGCUACCAUCCAGCGGGAUCACCCAAUUCGGGUUUCCCGAUAUGUUGCCUUCGCCGCCCUCAGGUAUCGCCCCCAGCCCGCCAGCACACCCCUCGCCCGAGACUCCAUCAUCGCAAUCCCGGCCACUAGCCAUCGAGCCAGAGGAAGAGAAGAGCUGGUUCUACUACCUCGCCGAAGUCUCGUUCCGCAAGAUGAUGAACCGCGCCAUCGCCACCAUGGGCGCCAGCGGAGAGCAAGGGUGGAUCUCGAACGUGCAUGAAAACCUAACGCACUACAAAGCGUUAGAUGAAGAGAUCAACAUAUGGUACUCCCACAUCCCGCCCCCAUCACCAGCACGCCCACCGACCACCCCCAACGAACUCGCCCACUUCAUCCACCACCGCGCUCUCGCCUGCCGCGAAUGGAUCCACCGCCCCUUCCUCUACUACGUCCUCCACCGCGCCCCCGACGACCCGUACAUGGCCCUCGCCCUGCCCCUGGCGCGGGAGUGCCUCGACAUGUGCGUCCGCGGCCAGUUCGCCGCCUACGCCUUCCGCCGGCACCACGGCACCUGGUUCGUCGCGCGCACCACGGCGAUCAGGGCCCUCCUGCUCCUCGCGGCGGCCAAGAGCGGGCGGAUAACACUACCAGAAGGCCAAAUAUCAGCCACUAUGCACUAUAUCCGCUUCCUGCGUCCACCCAAAAUCGAGGUCCAAAAGGGCCAAUCCUCCCUCAGCCUCGUAUUAGUGCUAUCGACGGAUCUAGGCGACGCGCUACUCGCCAGCGAGGCCAACGUGCUCCUCAACCUCUGCCUCUUCACCCAAGGCCGGAACGAUGGCCACACGCUCGAGCCCGGCUUCAAAACCACGCUGACGUGGGAGCGCGGGGCCCGGGUGCUCAAAAAGACGGUGCCCAUCCCUACAAAUUCUUGGAAGCAGCUCCUGAUCCGGCCGGCCGACCUUGCCGUGGCAGCUCGUCAGUUCUCGCAGCUGGUGUCGUGGGCCUCGUCGUCGUCGGCGACGGGCCGUCCGCGCGGGCUCAUCAUGCCGGUCUGGUUCGAUUUCGAGCUGCAGGAGGAAAGCGAGCGGGCCGGGCGUAAAGACGUGUGCCUACGCAAGCUGCAUCUGGUGGGCACCACCGUUUUAGAGUUUGAGGAAGAGUUUGGCGACAGCAUCGCACGCCACGUCUGGGAUGGAGGGCUCGCUGCGGGGAUGCUUCUCGACGAGGGGCCGAUGGACAUUAUCGAGAUUGGGUGCGGUGUCGGUGUUUUGGGCGUCGGACUCUGCGGGAUGCUCGCCGCCACGCGGCAGGAUGCCGGGGUGGGGGACUACCGUGUAGUCAUGACGGAUAUAUCGGAAGCGGAAGAGAGGGCAACUGGAAAUAUUCGGUCGUUCCUCGCGGGCGCGGAGAAGGCGGAGACUAAAACCCCAAAGAUCCGGUACGAAAAUCUGGAUUGGGAGGAUGGGAAAGAGGGCAGCUUUAGCGAAACGGUGGGGUCCCGGGCGUGGAAGCUAGCCAUCAUCAGCGACUGCACGUACAACACCGACACCAUCCCGUCGCUCGUCGGCACCCUCUCGAAGCUUCAAGAGUCGGUGGCGGUGAUUUCCUCGCAGCAACAGCAGCAGCAGCAGCAGCAGUUGCGCGUCUUUCUCGCCACAAAGCCCCGGCACUCGUCGGAACUAGCGUUUUUCGAUCUCAUGCCGCAGUACGGUUGGGAUGUCAAGGAAAAGACUCUCGUUCACCUACUACACACCGGCUGCGUGCCGGACCCGGUGGAACUUUAUCUGUUUGAGAGGCGGUCGUGA
This is a messenger RNA of Parascedosporium putredinis, 3648 nucleotides long. The record is from the annotation of a GenBank genome assembly. NCBI's taxonomy places the organism in Eukaryota, Fungi, Ascomycota, Sordariomycetes, Microascales, Microascaceae.